CCCAUUGGCUUUUGGUAAUGAUAGUUCCCUGCCAUCAUUUGCCCGUGCAGUCUUCAAUGAAUAUUGUAUGUGCUCUCCGGCUUUGGUGCUUGCCAUUUGAAUCGGCGAGGUUGCGAGGGAAGGUGGAAGGUAUCCUGGAUGAGCACACCACCAGAUGAUGGAAUUUCUCCCGGAGACCGCGGCUGCUCGACCACAACUGUCUCCCCCAGAAAUUAGAUAAGAGAGAGGAGGUUACAAGCGGGGAAGAUGUUCUGCGCCAAGCUGAAAGAGCUGAAGAUAUCCGGAGAGUGUCCGUUCUCCGGCAGCGCCAAAAAUAAUGAGCUCGGAGACUUUGAGGAGCGCUCAACUGACGCCGCGGAUUUAUUGCCCAUUUCUAAGGACUUGCACGGAAAAACAGGCGAGGAUGCGCCGCGACAGAAGACGAGCAGAGCCAAAGUUAACCUGCACACACUUGGGGAGAGCAUCAGAAAACUGGCAUGCCCCGAGUUUCAGAGGCUGCACACUGCCCUCCAACGAAUGAUGACACUAUCGGAUCACAGCAGGGACUCUGAAAGUCCGUCAAAUUGCUGUGCACACUAUCAGAGUUGCAGCGAUGAUUCAGAGCAUCUAGUGGAGAUGAUGAACAUUUAUUCAGCCAAAACAGCGGUCCCGAUGGAACAUUUGAAAGUCGCUCUCGGCGAGGAGAUCUUCAACAUGUGUUACGAGGAGGACAGGCACAUUUUGAGUGUGGUGGGGGGGGCUCUCCACGACUUCCUCAACAGCUUCAACGUCCUGUUGAAACAGAGCAGCAUGUCGCCCAACCCGGAUAGAGAGGGUUGUGUAAACGAACCUUCGGUGCUGUGCUUAGACAAGGAUCCGGGUCUGCUUACUGUCUAUUUCUUCAAUCCUCGCCCGACCACUGAGCUCUUCUUCCCUGGAGUCAUCAAAGCUGCUGCCCGCCUGCUGUACCACACCACUGUGGACGUGCUGAAGGACCCCCCCACUGCUAAAGACAGCAUCUUGCAGUCCAGCCCACAGCCCAGUCUUCUGUACACAGUCAUAGUCAAGGACGCUAAAAAUCUGAGUCCCAGUCCGCUGCGGGCUUCCUCAGCUGGGACUCUUCCUACCUCUCUGUUCUCCACUAUCUUCCCUUUCCAUCUGAUACUGGACCAGGACCUGGUUCUGGUACAAAUAGGACAUGGGCUUAGGAAGAGACUGACCAGGAAGGAAGGACUGCGACGGCUGACUACCUUCCAAGACCACUUCUCUAUUGUCUCCCCCCAGAUCAAGUGUACCUUUCAGGGUAUUCUUACCAUGCUAAAUGCACAGUUUAUUAUUCGGAUCAAGCACGGAGUCUCCUCUGCAGAUAAGACAGGGAAGCCCAUGGACCUUAAAGGUCAGAUGAUUUACGUUUCAGAGUCAAACGCCAUCUUGUUCUUGGGCUCACCGUGUGUGGACAAGCUGGAGGAGCUGACAGGCCGAGGCCUCUACCUGUCAGACAUCCCUGUUCACAACGCGCUGCGUGACGUAGUCCUUGUCGGCGAGCAGGCCAAAGCCCAGGACGGGCUGAAGAAGCGCCUGGGGAAGGCCAAGGCAGCCUUGGAAUAUGCUCACCAAGCACUGGAGGAGGAGAAGAAGAAGACAGUGGACCUCCUCUUCUCCAUCUUUCCGGGCACGGUGGCGCAGCAGCUGUGGCAGGGAGAAACGGUCCAGGCCAAGAAGUUUGACCAAGUCACAAUGCUCUUCUCUGAUAUCGUGGGCUUCACAGCUGUUUGCUCGCGCUGCACCCCAAUGCAAGUGAUCACCAUGCUCAACGAGCUGUACACCAGGUUUGACCACGAGUGUGGAGAGCUUGAUGUUUACAAGGUGGAGACCAUCGGCGACGCCUACUGUGUAGCUGGUGGCUUACACAGGGAGAGUGAGACCCACGCUGUUCAAAUUGCGCUCAUGGCUUUAAAGAUGAUGGAGCUUUCAGAUGAAGUUAGGACGCCGACUGGAGAACCAAUACAGAUGCGCAUCGGCCUCCACAGUGGUUCAGUGCUAGCCGGUGUAGUUGGGGUGAGGAUGCCGCGCUACUGCCUUUUUGGGAACAAUGUCACGUUGGCAAACAAGUUUGAAUCAUGCAGCCAACCCAGAAAAAUCAACAUCAGCCCGACAACGCACAGAUUGCUGAAAGGUCGCCCAGAGUUUGUCUUUGUUCCAAGGAGCAGACAAGAGCUUCCGGCCAACUUCCCAGAAGACAUCCCUGGUGUUUGUUACUUUUUGGAGGCCUCCUCCAAAACUUCCAAGCUGACUGUGAAAUGAAGUCAAACUGCCGCAGCAAAAGAAAAAAAAAAAAGAAAGAAGCAUAAACGUAUCUCGUGAAUACAGUGCAACUACCUUGUACAUUUUAGUUUCAAUAUUGAUUCUAUUUUCAAACGUUUUCAGCUGCUUAAUUACAGAGAUGUCAGUUUGAUGUCAAACAUGAGUGUUGUCUCUCUUCAAUUAUCCAUUUGUACAGUCGUAGUGGAGAGAACCUCGCGCCGUCUUUCUUUCAGGAUGAAUCAUCUCUGCAAACGGAUACGAUAUAAAAAGCAGUUUUCCUUCUGGACAAGAGAGUCUACGUUAUAAAUUGCAUAAUGCAGGCAGAAAUAUCACGGCCCAUGGCAGCACGAUAUUGUAAAUUUGCUGUUGCUGAACAGAUUGUUUCUGUAAAAAAAAAAAAAAAAACGUGACUGAUUCAUUCAUAGUUGACUAGACAAGGUACCUGUAGCACCCUGUCCUAAUGGUAAACAGAAGAAGAUAAAACUUAUGAGAGCGUCAUGACAAAUAAUAUAUAUAUAUUUAAAAAAAAAAAAAAAAAGCUAAAGCAAAGGGUUAUUUUCAAGAUUUAGGUUUCUAAUGAGGCAAUGCGGAGAAGAUUAAGGUGCCUUAGGGGAACUGUACAGGCAGCAUCACAGAUAUUAGUUUUCAAACAAAGGUGAGAUGUAUUUUUAAUAUCAGUUUUCUUCAUUGAACUUAGUCAGUAUGAAUAGAGGCGUCAAUAAUUUCUUCCACAAGCAAACGAAGGAGCAGGAGCAUUGUAUUCGAGGUGUGUGGCAUACUGCAGUAAAGCAUUCCUUCAGUGCAUCCAACCAAUAAACGUAUAUGUAUUUUUAGUUGGUUUUUUUCACUGUACACAUUUAUACAAUAUUUAUUACAUGAGUUUCAUAGCACUCCUUUCAUAUCCAGAGGGAAUACAACACAGCGAGAAUACGAUGAAUGUUUUACCGUCACUCAUACUGAUGUGCUUUAACCAUUAUUGUAAUGUAAUCAAAGUGCAAUAAAUAUGGACAUUAGCAAA
Messenger RNA from Mugil cephalus (flathead mullet), 3301 nucleotides. It is a transcript of the gene gucy1a1, whose product is annotated as guanylate cyclase 1 soluble subunit alpha 1. The transcript has 8 exons. The record is from RefSeq and is a predicted model, not a curated record. NCBI's taxonomy places the organism in Eukaryota, Metazoa, Chordata, Actinopteri, Mugiliformes, Mugilidae. The coding region runs from base 247 to 2283 and encodes 678 amino acids. Gene Ontology annotation, cellular component: guanylate cyclase complex, soluble. Gene Ontology annotation, biological process: response to oxygen levels; cGMP biosynthetic process. Gene Ontology annotation, molecular function: heme binding; guanylate cyclase activity.